Cuscuta europaea is the source of this 747-nucleotide messenger RNA. Lineage: Eukaryota; Viridiplantae; Streptophyta; Magnoliopsida; Solanales; Convolvulaceae. The record is from the annotation of a GenBank genome assembly.
GUAAAGCUAUCUAGCAUAUUCUGUGUGAAGAUGGUAACAAAGAAAACCAUUUGUUUGCUUUACAUUUUCUAUGUUCUCUUGGCAAAUCUUUGUUGUGGUUUGGUUACAAACCCUGACUGUUUUGGGAAGAUUUGGUUCCCACAUGAAGGGGGUGCAGGUAGUGUAGAGGGAGAUAUUAGUGGCGGUGCACCCGCACCCGGACCGAGAGGUGAUGCACCGAGCGGAGAACCCCCGGUUGCACUAGGGUAUGGCGAUCUACCUAGACAUGGUACAAGCGGAGGACGUCACAGACUUUAUCCGGGUGGCGGAAUUGGUGGAGGCAGUACAAGAAGAGACGACAAUCAUGAAGAAAGGACUCAUUUAAUGGUGGAGACACCGAUGAAGGCAUUAAUCAAUCCUCAGGGAGAAAUGGUGGCAGCCGAGGAGAUGCGACAAGUGGUGAAAGCUAUGGACGAUGUUGGAGGAGGUGACUACCGCUACAAGAUGUUUGGGUCACCAGUUUAAUAAUAUCUAUUUAGGAAUGAAGUUGAUCAUGUAGUAGCAACCAUAUGAAAAAUUAUUGUAAAAUGCAAUUGAAGUAUUAGUUUUGGUAACAUAAUAUGUAUUCUCCCAUUUUAGCAUGAAAACAUUGACAUAAAUUGCAUCAUGUGUUUGGAGACGUUGUUGCAUGUUCCAUUACCGGCUUAACCUUUAAUUAAGCAAGAAUGUGUCUCAUGACUCUCAUUAGUUAUAUGAUAAGGAACCCCG